AUGCCGUCCGUGGAAUUUGCAGCUUCAUCAGGCCACGGUACUGGCAACGAAUUCGGCACAGACUUCAACGCCUCUCGAGUGGCGUCAUGGGAGGCACAAUUUGAAGAUUCCACGACAAUGGCCACUACAUCCAUGGCGGGCUCUCCUGGAGCGCCCAAGACUCCUGCUCCAACUGAUAACAUUACGCCAGGACAGCGGAUGGUCUCUGCGACCGCCGGCAAUGUCUUGACCGGACUACUAGGUGAGUCGGAAGAGCUUCCGAUCCUUGGGAACCCCGUAUUAACAGCUCCAGUGACUCCUCUGGAUGUCGUACGAGUCCGCCUACAGUCGCAAUCACAACUCUCCAACACUUCGCCUUUCACCUCCCACACCACCCAAACCUUGAAAAACCUCCCUCCGAGCCUCGGCAUCACCUCCUGCUGUCGCGAAGUAUUCUGGGUCGGCAACGAUGCUCAGAUGUGCAUGCUAGGACCCCAAGUCACAGCGGUCGGAACCCAUCCACACUCGGCGAUUGAUUGUGCGGUCGAAGAAUCGCAGCGGCGAACAUUCACAUCAACCCUCGACGGGCUACGAAAGAUCGCGCGCAAUGAAGGGACACUGACACUAUGGCGGGGGCUCAGCCCGACGCUGAUGAUGGGAAUUCCGGCUAAUGUCAUAUACUUUGCCGGCUAUGACUGGCUGCGCGCAGAUGAUCGCAGUCCCAUCAAACAACGGGUGGCAGAGGGAUAUGCGCCCUUAGUAGCGGGGGCCUUCGCUCGAGUAGCAGCAGCAGCAGCUACCAGCCCGCUCGAGAUGUUUCGGACGCGUCUCCAAGCCAUUCCAGGGACGGGCGCGGGCCACUUCAAGACCACUGUGGAGGAUUUAUACCACAUGACGCAGGCAAAAGGAUACGGUUCGCUCUGGCGAGGGUUCACUCUUACAAUGUGGCGUGAUGUCCCCUUCUCAGGUCUCUAUUGGUGGGGAUACGAAGAAGUAAAAAAGGGACUCAUUGCGGCCCGCCAGCAGGCCCCGCAUCUUUCGAGCUCUGAUCAAGAGCCCCAAGAAACUACUUUCCAGGCCUUCCUCGAUAGUUUCAUCUCAGGGGCCGUCUCUGGGUCGCUCGCAGCGCUCGUCACUACCCCGUUCGAUGUCGGCAAAACACGACAGCAAGUCUUCCGACAUAUGGAUGACCGCGUGCCCACUGGAGCCCGCGUGAUGUCCACCUCGAGCAUCUUGGCACCCGAGCAACUCUCUCUCCCCAAGUUCCUUAUGCACAUCUUCCGCGAAGAGGGGACCGCCGGUCUGUUUCGUGGCUGGACUGCACGAUGCCUCAAAGUCGCCCCGGCGUGCGCCAUCAUGAUCUCCACCUAUGAACUUGGAAAGCGCAUGGCCAGGGAGGUCAACGAACGUCGACACUCCGAAUAA
Penicillium paradoxum is the source of this 1404-nucleotide messenger RNA. Its product is annotated as putative mitochondrial carrier protein. Gene Ontology annotation, biological process: mitochondrial transmembrane transport. NCBI's taxonomy places the organism in Eukaryota, Fungi, Ascomycota, Eurotiomycetes, Eurotiales, Aspergillaceae. Bases 1 to 1404 code for a protein of 467 amino acids. The record is from RefSeq and is a predicted model, not a curated record. The transcript has a single exon.